UGUUUUCUUUAACCACGAUGUCGGCGUCCGAAUAUCAACGUAUAUCAUCGCCUUUGUCCUCAUCACCUAGCCGUAUCUCUUCUUUGUCCCGUCCAGACUGGCCUUGGUCGUCUGCUGCCCAUCUCAGAUAUCCACGAACAUCAUCCUUGACAUCUCUUUCUUCCAGCUCGUCGCCUCAGACAUCGUGGGACCCCAAGGCCUUGGUCACGCCUCCAGGAAGUAGUUCGGCGUGGAACCCUGCUGCCAGACACAACACCGGAUCCACGAUGGGCUAUGUACCGCCCGCCCCAGAGGAGAGCACGCGUCAAUGGACCUUUAUGGGACUUGAAUGGGUUAUUAGAGACAUUCGCAAGCUGCGAGAUUACAUCGAAGGCACAGAGAACCCAGAACCAUCUGAAAACCUCAAUGCUGAGGAUCACGCCGAACACGGCGAUUUCGAAGUUUUGAAAGAGUCGCCUGUAAUGGGCGAUAAUAAAUUCAAAUUGGAGAUAGCGCGUUCUCAAACUCCUUCUGAUGUGGAUAGCAAGACGUUGUCGCUCUAUAUUACUUCUCUUGCACUAGACUUUGCCCAUCCCGAUUAUGAGAUGCCCACUUCGAUGAUGACGGCGAUCAAGUGCCAGGAUGACCGGGCGGGCGAGCGAGGUGCACGCCCUGAAUGGGUAUGGGAGUUUUGGCAGAAUGAUUGGGUGUUCAGGCAAGAAAGCGAGGUUUGGGCCUGCAGUUUGCCUUCACUCUUCUCUUUGUUGGAGAAUUCGCGUAUUCGAGAGACAGAUUCGUUCGUGAUCUGUGUUCAGAUUCAUUGUCCGAUAGGACCCUUGUUUCCGUCUCAUCCCUCUGCUUACUAUGUCCCACGAGAUCUUCUUGAUGGGUUGGAAGCGUCACUAGACAAUCCCAAUACUGGAGAUGUUCGCUUCGUAUGUCUUGAGAAACAAUCCAAUGAUAUCCAUUCCUCUCCAGCCUUGAAUGCGCCUGAAGCAACGUCACCUGUGACCCACCGAUCACCCUCCUCAACAUCUUCCCAUUCCCUGUUCUCAACUCAAACUACAGCGCGUAAACGCAUCAUCUAUGCUCAUUCAGACAUACUAACGCGUCGAUCUGACUACUUUGCCACUAUGUUGGCUUCUUCAUUCGCUGAGAAUCAGGGAGUAAUAUCGGGCGAACGUAAACUUCUUACCAUCGUUGUCGAGGAGGCUGAUUUUGAAACCGUUUAUUGGUUGCUCAAGUUCUGCUACGCAAACUGGCUUCUCUUCAAAGAGCACGACGAUCCAAGGGCUGCUGUAGAAGGCAUUGGAGGUGGCUGGAGUGCCAAAUGGUUGCAUGCCCAUGGCGGAGAAUGGGACUGGAAGACUUUCCACAAGUCAGGUCAUGGAGAUGACCUGUCCAUUGAUGCUCGGAGUGCCACUAGCGGGGACAGUGCCACCGAGCGAAGCCGAUCUCCCACUAGCGGACCUGCAGGACUGCAACCUGGGCAAAUAAGAGCUACACCACCGAGUCCGCGUCCAGCUCCUUUAGCAUCAGCGUCGAAGACAUCGGCGAGCGCAACUUCUUCACGUAUAUCAACCACAACGACAAACACUACCUCCACAACGACUACACCUCGACGCGCCUCAGCCAUUCCGGUAAACAUCUCAGGGACUUCAUCCAGUCGGUCUAAACAAGCCCCAGUCCCUCUGACUGUUCCUCCUCCUAACUAUUCUGCGGGGGGCCACUAUCCAAUUUCCCCGCGGUCACAAAGGCCGCGACAGGCGAGUAAUACGACACCGGAUCCUCACAUGCACCCGACUCCUCCGCCUCCUCCAGCGUCGGCUUUGUCCAUGUAUCAGGUGGCACAUCGGUAUAGUAUGCCAACGUUGGCAAAUCUCGCUUUGGAGCAUAUGAUGACUACUCUGACCCCACAAUCGAGUUUCGCGUUACUGUUAGCAACCUCAUCAUGGGAUGAAUUACGAUCCCUGGUUGAGGAUUACGUUGUUGACAAAUGGGAAGAAGUUUCCGUGUCGGAAGAGUUUGAGCAGUGCUGUCAGGAGGUUGCAGCCGGAGAAUGGGGACCAGAAGGAGGCAAGACCAUGACGGCCUUAUUCCGACGUCUGCGAUCUCCCAGCGUCAUGGGAUAUGGGCGUCCGUGAGAGGACAGUCAUGAUAUACACCGCAUGGACAGCAUCUCUCAUGACCGACGGCGCCUAGAAUUUAAUAACAAUUUGUUAGAUGUCAUCUUUUUACGCAAACAAUAGGACGGAUUCUGCAUUCUAAUUUCUGAUGGACGCGCACGAUUCAAAGUAGAGGACGGGGUUUUCGCCAAAGAACAAAGAACGACUGUUGACAAUGCCAAAUGCAAGGAAUCAUUGAGUGGGAAAUGGUAUUUGUGUGCACUUCCAAGUAAAGCAUGGGUUCCAGAUCACUGCGCCACGGCGAGUGUUUGUUGUGGACAUCACUAGUUAUAGGCAAUUUCAAGUGCCGUUGUUAUCAAGG
This is a messenger RNA of Desarmillaria tabescens, 2466 nucleotides long. RefSeq lists its product as uncharacterized. The transcript is spliced from 8 exons. Gene Ontology annotation, molecular function: ubiquitin protein ligase binding. The record is from RefSeq and is a predicted model, not a curated record. Bases 18 to 2123 code for a protein of 701 amino acids. Gene Ontology annotation, biological process: regulation of proteolysis; proteasome-mediated ubiquitin-dependent protein catabolic process. NCBI's taxonomy places the organism in Eukaryota, Fungi, Basidiomycota, Agaricomycetes, Agaricales, Physalacriaceae. Gene Ontology annotation, cellular component: cytoplasm.